GUGAAGGUCUGGGGCAAAUCAAUAUUUUCCUCCGUCCCUCAUCCCUUAAUGGUAUAGUCCGUCAGAUCCACUUGCUCCUUAUACUCUUCCGCCAUUGCAUGAACUCUCCUCUGAAGCAUGGCGUUUUCCAUUACACUUUAACAGUGCUAUUUCAUCACAACAUUGGGUCUUCGAUUCUGAUUGAUUAUGAAGCUAAUACGGUGGGUAGAAGUCCACAUUGGACGUUCUCGAAGAAAAAACAAAAAAGAGAAAGAAAAUCUCACUGGACCUGACAUUACUCGGAGAAAAGAUGAGAGCACUCCUAACACUCCACUUCACAAAAUCGAACCUAUCGGUAAAGAUCUUCCCCGAUCUGCUGGAAGCACUCCUCACCACAGACUUAAGCAUCCUCCAUCUCCUCAUCCUUUCCUUAGAGCUCCAGAGACCCCCAGCAGUGUUGGGGGUCGACUCCAUAUUCGAACUAGCUUUCUGGAUCCAGGAUUGACACCACCUUUAUCUUCUGUACCACAACAAGCUUUGGGUUUUGGUUCAUCUACAACACUUGAUACCAGUUCACCUCGGGUACGUUGUAGAAUUCGAACCAACCCUUGGUUGCCCUCACCCAAAAAUUCUGCCAAUCUUGAUAAUGGAUGGAAUGGUCCGGGUGGUAUACGAUGCUCAUCUAUAGGAUCCGAAAGUUCAGAAUCCAUACCUGGCAGUGGAUUCGGAAGCCAAUCCAGUGGUAGCUUAUGGGAAGGUUAUGCGGGAGAUCCAUGGAGUGGCUUCCGUAUCAAUGGCCGGAGUCCGUCUUCCAAACGCUUGCCUCGCGUCAUCUUGGAGCGAUCCGCGGCGCACAGUCGUCGCACUACUGCCGUUCUGGACGAUGAGGAUACGCCUUAUUGUCCGGCCACUUACUGCCGUCCGAUUCCACGCAGCGCCUGGAUAGAUUUCCGAGAGCUUAAUGCCCAAAAAACAACUCUCGAAGAUGAGGGAGAAAGUAGUGAUGAAGCUUAUUCCGAGGAUUAUGUUCAUAUUGAAGAACCAGAAGAUGAUCUCGAAAUAUUACGUUCUCCAAAAAGUCCUCCUCCAGAUACAGGAAGUCCACAAGCUGACAGUGCUUGUGGCAGUGACAGAGACAACAGUAGUUGCAGUACUACCCCUCUUUCAGAAACCCCAGCUGAAACAUCCAACAAGACCUCUUUUGCUAAGUCAACUACAGAAAUGUUACAAGACAAAGUCCAGAGGUUAAGACGAGCUCGACACUUGGUUGACGAAAGAAUGAAAGAAGCGAGAGUGGAAGAAAUAAUACGUCGUGAAGAGCAACUUAUACUACAAAGAGAACUCGUACAAUUCAGAAGACUUUUAUUGCUGCAAACCUUGUCAGAGCUCCGAAGCCAACUUGAAAGAAGACAGGGUGAUUUUAUGAGAAACAACCCAGAAGAAGAAGAAGAGGCGCGUCCUCCAGAUGAAGAAGACGAGCACUGGCUUCAAGUUCAGACUGAGCUUCUUGGAUAAAAACAAGCUUUUCUUUUCAAAAUAUUUCAGAUGUUUACGGCACAUUCCAUAAAACAUUUUCUAAUAUUUAAAGUACAUUUUCACUACAUUUGCUCAAUUAUUGUUUAUUACUCAGUUUUGUGUUUUUCCUUCGAAAAAUGCUAGUGCUGAAUUGCGAACCCGCAAACCAAGGCAUGAUGAAAUCAAAACGAUAAAAGAACAUCUAAUAUUUAGAUGACACGCUCUGCAGAUUUCUGCAAUUUUUUUUAAAUGAUUUCAAAAAUUUAGUAUGCCAUAGCCAUAUUGGAUCAGCACUUAAACUUAUUUUUAAAGCUAUUUUUAUUAUAAAGCUUAAAUAAUUUUUUAAACUCUUAAGAACAUUGAAAUAUAAAUUAAUAAUAAUUCCAUAAAUUAUAAAAUAAAGACAAUGUUACGCGUAACUUAAUGAAGCUUAUCUUUUGAAACUGAGUCUAAAAAUUACUCCAGUUUCUAUUUUUUAUGCUAUCAGCUUUUAAAUACUAAGAAUUUAUGUGAAAUAUCUUGCACAAAAAUCAGAAAAUUUCAAAUGUUAUUGAGGCAAGAGCUAUAAGUAGCGAGUUUUUAAUUUGAAAAAAUUAAUUGCACUUCUUUAUAAAAGAAAUUUGUUUAAAGCAUUAUGUUCCAUAUAUUUUUACAUGAAUUAUUAUUUCAACCUGUUAUUUAAAAAGCGUUUACUAAAAAUAUAUUAUUUUAAAUCAAUAUCUUUAGUUAGAAUUGAUGAACUGUAAAGAGAACUGGGCUUCCAACAUAAUAUUAUUUUUCAUUUUUUAAAAAAAAAAAUUCAAUGUGAAUAUUCAUCAGUUCUAAUUGGUAUAUGUUAGCUGUCUAAGAGUUAAACAGUAGCAUUGACUUAAAUUUUUC
Parasteatoda tepidariorum (common house spider) is the source of this 2373-nucleotide messenger RNA. RefSeq lists its product as uncharacterized. NCBI's taxonomy places the organism in Eukaryota, Metazoa, Arthropoda, Arachnida, Araneae, Theridiidae. The record is from RefSeq and is a predicted model, not a curated record.